GAGAAGUUGCAGACUUCCAAAUAGCGGGAGGACCAGAAGUUUUCCUCCUUGCCAUACACCCUGUCACAGCUGGAGGGUUUUUUUCACCCUGCUUCGCAAAGUUACUCCGUCUGUGAAGGGACGGUUUCGCUCUUUUGUCGCUGCUAAAGAAGAUGUGUGUAGUUAGAAAAUGUGUGUGUGAAGAAAUGAGUUCCCACUGCAGUAGUCGGUUCUAAGGAAACUUUAAAUUUUGUGCUUCAAGAAACCUGAUUACUUCUUGGAUUGCUUUUCUACCUUGGUUUAGAAGUCCUGCUGAAGCCACAGCAACAGCAAGAAGGCAGGUGAAGCUGGAAUAAAGAGCCCUUCCUGAGUGUGAUCCCUUUCUGGUAACUUGAGGAAAAUGGAAACAGACGAGGCUCAAGAUAUGUCCCAGGUUUCAGGAAAGGAAAGUCCUCCAACCAGUGAUGUCCCUGAUGAUCCAGAUGAACCUAUGCCUAUACCAGAGGACCUUUCAACUAGUAGUGGAGGUCAGCAGAGUUCUAAGAAUGACAGGAUCUUGGCUGCCUAUUUCUCUGUCCUUCGAAAGCCACCCUCUACGUCCAGCUUCCCAGAAGCUGCAUACGGGGCGGAAGGCUUUAGGGACUUUCAUGCAAUAAUUCCCAAAUCUUUUUCCACCGGUAAUAUAAAAAUAGAAACUCAGAGUGAUGAAGAGAAUGGGCGUGCCUGUGAAUUGAAUGGGGAAGAAUGUGCAGAGGAUUUACGAAUGCUUGAUGCCGCAGGAGAGAAAAUGAAUGGCUCACACAAUGGCUCAGGCAGCAAAGCUUUGUCAGGAGUUGGAGGCAUUCGACUUCCUAAUGGAAAGCUAAAAUGUGAUAUCUGUGGGAUAAUUUGCAUCGGUCCCAAUGUGCUCAUGGUUCACAAACGAAGCCACACUGGAGAACGCCCUUUCCAGUGCAAUCAGUGUGGAGCCUCUUUUACGCAGAAGGGCAACCUUCUGCGCCACAUAAAGCUGCACUCAGGUGAAAAGCCCUUCAAGUGUCACCUGUGUAACUAUGCUUGCCGCCGCAGGGAUGCCCUCACGGGACACCUGAGGACUCACUCAGUUGGCAAGCCCCAUAAGUGUGGAUACUGUGGUCGCAGUUACAAACAGCGCAGCUCUUUGGAAGAACAUAAAGAACGUUGUCAUAACUACCUUCAAACCAUGAAUCUCUCAAGCAGCAUCUAUCCAGUCAUAAAAGACGAAAGUAACCAGUGUGAAAUGGCUGAAGACCUGUGCAAGAUAGGGUCAGAAAGAGCCCUCGUACUGGAUAGACUAGCAAGUAACGUCGCCAAACGUAAGAGCUCUAUGCCUCAGAAAUUUGUUGGUGACAAAUGUUUGCCCGAUCUUCCAUAUGAUGCCAGCAUCAACUACGAGAAGGAGAAUGAACUCAUGCAGACACACGUGAUUGACCAGGCCAUCAACAAUGCCAUCAGUUACCUGGGGGCAGAGUCCCUGCGUCCCCUUGUCCAGACACCGCCAAGUGGCUCUGAGGUGGUGCCUGUCAUCAGCCCCAUGUAUCAGCUCCACAAACCUCUCGGGGACAGUCAGAUUCGCUCCAACCUCCCUCAGGACAGCACAGUGGAAAACUUGUUGCUGCUUUCCAAAGCCAAGUCUGUCUCCUCUGAACGAGAUGUCUCUCCCAGCAACAGCUGCCAAGACUCAACAGAUACAGAGAGCAAUAAUGAGGAGCGCAGUGGGUUGAUCUACCUGACAAACCAUAUAGGUGCUCAUGCAAGAAAUGGCAUCUCUAUAAAAGAAGAAAACAGGCAAUAUGAUGUCUUGAGAGCAGGUAGUGACAAUUCCCAGGAUGCCUUCAAAGUGAUCAGCAGCAAUGGGGAGCAAGUAAGGGUUUACAAGUGUGAACACUGUCGAGUCCUUUUCUUGGAUCACGUGAUGUAUACAAUCCAUAUGGGUUGCCAUGGGUUCCGUGAUCCUUUUGAAUGCAACAUGUGUGGCUACCACAGCCAGGACAGGUAUGAAUUCUCUUCCCACAUAACUCGAGGGGAGCACCGUUUCCACAUGGGUUAAGACACUGGCCUCAACACACACACAUUGAGCCUCAACAGCUGCAUUACUGGAGCUGCAUGAGCUAUGACAGAAAUAAAGCAAAAGUCAGCUGGACAGUAAAAAUCACAAGAGAAUCAGAAGUUCAGCAAUGUUCUCCCACAAGAACAGGGAUUUCAUUUUGGUAGCAUGCAUUGCAACUCAGUUUUCUAAAAUGAGUUUUUACUGAAAAUGUUUGAUCACCAAAAACCUUUAGUAAUGUAAGUAGGAGCUUUUGUAGUCACAUUGCUGAAAGCCUUUCCCUGAACUGAUGCUUCUUGCAAGCCCCCCUUGCCAGAACUCUUAACCACGCGCAGGAUGCUCUACACAACGAGGACACAACAGGCAGCAGUGGCCAGGCUUUCUCUCUUAACACCCUGAGCAUAGGGCUCUUCUACCAGAUGUGUGUUUUUUUGACUUCUGGUAUUAUUUGACUGUUUUGAGAAGAUUGAACUCAACUAAAGAUGGAGGGACCCAUCUCAGAUGACAUCAUGGACAGCUGGGGUGGGAUGGGACCACCCCCAGCCAGAAGGUUGUGAGUUGCUUUGGUGGUAAGAAGUAGAACAUUUCCACCUGGAAGGGUGCUACUGGUAUUUACAUCACAACAUGCCUUGUUUGUGUCACUAGGCAGACAAACAGGAAUGCAAAAGAUAGAAGAAACACCUUUGUAAUAUACUCUGUGAAGUAUGAAUUGCAUUUAAUGUAUAGAAAAAGAGUAUUGUUGGCUCUUUUUGAAUAAAUAUUUUCUCUUCCUAUACAAUAAACCCCCACUUUUUGUUAAGCAACCCCUCCUUUCUCUGCAUAUAAAAGCUAAAAUGUAUUUAAUUUUUCUUUAAAGUUUUAGUUAUUUAGAAAAGUAUGAUGUACAGUUGAGAAAGUAGAUAGGUAUAUGUGUGGAGAGUCUUCUAAAGCACAUUUUUCAUCUUUUUAAACUGUCUGGGAAAUAUCCAAAUGUCCUUCUCUUAGAUAUAAAAAAAAUCCCAUUUUGCUUGCACAGAAGAUGUCCUCUUGUAAAUUUUGUGGCUCUACUCAUAAGUGUUGCACUUGAUUAUUUUUAAAACACUGAGAUUAAUUAAACCAGCCAGUCAAAAUUU
Messenger RNA from Pseudopodoces humilis (Tibetan ground-tit), 3156 nucleotides. It is a transcript of the gene IKZF1, whose product is annotated as IKAROS family zinc finger 1. Gene Ontology annotation, biological process: regulation of transcription by RNA polymerase II. The record is from RefSeq and is a predicted model, not a curated record. Lineage: Eukaryota; Metazoa; Chordata; Aves; Passeriformes; Paridae. Gene Ontology annotation, molecular function: DNA-binding transcription factor activity; RNA polymerase II cis-regulatory region sequence-specific DNA binding.